AUGUCAGUUCCAACGGAAACCGCAGAGCGCCAAGAAGAUGCCUACUUCUCCUCGCAACCGCCCCCUAAGAACCUCGAGUCCCACGUCUCCGCCGCCCGCUCCUUUAUAGACCACCACGCAGCCUCCUCGCGGCGCAUCGUCCUCGUCACCUCGGGCGGCACGACCGUGCCGCUCGAGAAGCAGACGGUCCGCUUCAUCGACAACUUCUCCGCAGGAACCCGCGGCGCCACCUCGGCCGAGUACUUCCUCGAGGCUGGCUACGCCGUCAUAUUCCUGCACCGCCAAUUCUCCCUGCAGCCCUAUUCGCGCCACUACUCCCACGCCACCGACUGCUUCCUCGACUUUUUGGCCGAGGGCGACGACGGCACCGUCGUCGCGAACCCGGACCACCAGGAGCGCAUGCGCGCCGUGCUGCGCAAAUAUACGGCCGUGAAGCGCAACAACAUGCUGCUGAUGCUGCCGUUCACGACAAUCACCGACUACCUCUUCGAGCUGCGCGCAAUCGCCGGGCUGCUGAGACCCCUGGGCCCCUCGGCACUGCUCUACCUCGCCGCCGCUGUCUCGGAUUUCUUCCUUCCCCAGGGCCGCAUGGCCGAGCAUAAGAUCCAGUCCACCAAUGCCACAGACUCAUUCGGCUCAGGUGCCGCAGCAGCCCCCGUCAAGGGCAACGGCAACGGCGCCAACCCAGAAGACGAAGAGACUUUCGACAACUUCGACUCUUCCCCCAAGGUCCCCCGCUCCAAGCGCCUGAUAGUUGACCUCGACCCUGUGCCCAAGUUCCUCCAGAACCUCGUCGACGGCUGGGCGCCGCAGGGCAUGGUCGUCAGCUUCAAGCUCGAGACGGACCCGGCCAUCCUCGUGCACAAGGCAAAGUACUCGCUCGAGCGGUACCAGCAUCACCUUGUCAUUGGCAACCUGCUGUCCACGCGCAAGUGGGAGGUCGUAUUCGUUGCGCCGGGCCAGGCCGACCGGUGGGUCCGAGUGCCGAGCGCGCUGCGCAAGAACCCCGCUGGCGACGGGUCCGAGACGUGGGAGGACAGGCCGCUUGAUCCGAGCGCGCUGCCCGAAGGUGAUCCUGAGAUGGACAUCGAGAGCUUGAUCAUCCCCGCCGUGCAGGAUCUGCAUUCGCAGCACAUUCAGUCGCUGCAGAAGUAA
This is a messenger RNA of Colletotrichum spaethianum, 1155 nucleotides long. Its product is annotated as phosphopantothenate--cysteine ligase CAB2. The record is from RefSeq and is a predicted model, not a curated record. Bases 1 to 1155 code for a protein of 384 amino acids. Gene Ontology annotation, cellular component: cytoplasm; nucleus. Gene Ontology annotation, molecular function: phosphopantothenate--cysteine ligase activity. Lineage: Eukaryota; Fungi; Ascomycota; Sordariomycetes; Glomerellales; Glomerellaceae. Gene Ontology annotation, biological process: coenzyme A biosynthetic process. The transcript has a single exon.